CUCACAUCUUGUCUUUCGCCCUUGCAGCCAGCUAGUACCAGAUUUCCAUCCCUUCGUCUUUGUUGCGGUGCUGGUUACUCCCGUUAAGGCCGCCACGAUGGGUGUUGGCGCAAAGAAGCCGGUCAACAUCUUCAAGUUGAAAGACUUGGGUGAACCAGAGGGUGCGCUGAAUUGGCGCCUUUGGUUUGCAGUCUUCUCCUUUGGACUGCUUGGUGCUGCGCGAGGCGUUGACGAGGGUUUGAUCUCGGGCGCUUUCAAUUCAGCCGACUUCAAAGAUUCCAUCCAUUAUGCGUCGUACGAUGCAGUAGACCAGGCCAACAUCAAGGCCAAUGUCUCAGCCAUGGUGCAGAUUGGCUCCGUCGCUGGUGCUUUGAUUGCCUUCCUAAUUUGUGACCGCAUCGGACGCAUCAACGCCACGAGGGUCUUGUGUGUCACCUGGGCUAUUGGUAUUAUGAUUUUUAUGAUCGGAGGCGCUCGCGGCAAUUUGGGGGCCAUCUAUGCCGGCAGAUUCAUCGCCGGUCUUGGUGUGGGACAGACACCAGUCGUUGGUCCCAUCUACAUCGCCGAAAUUGCGCCUGCAUCAAUCCGUGGUCUCUGCACCUGCUUCUUCACCGGUGCCGUCUAUCUCGGCAUCUUGCUUGCGUAUUUCGCAAACUAUGGAUGCCAGCUUCACAUUAGCGCUGGGAGCUCUAACCAAUGGCUUAUCCCGACAAGUCUGCACAUUAUGAUGAGUGGCAUCAUCUUUUUCUUGACCUUCUUCCAGAGCGAAUCGCCACGCUUCCUCGUCAAGCAGGGCAAGGUUGACCAGGCAGUCCACAACAUGGCACGACUGCGCCAACAGUCUCCCGACAGUGAGUACGUCAUCCGCGAAAUCGGCAUGAUCCAGGCUGCCCUCGAUCACGAGCUGGAGGCUAGCCGGGGUGUUGGUUGGCUUGGAAAGGUCAAGGAACUUGUCCUUGACAAGAGCAACCUGUAUCGUGUGUAUCUGUCGUCCAUGGUCCAGCUGCUUUCUCAGUGGUCUGGUGCAGGCUCCAUCACCCUGUAUGCGCCAGAUCUUUUCAAAAUCCUGGGCAUCACUGGAACCAAUGAGUCUCUUCUGGUCACUGCCGUUUUCGGCGUCAUCAAGUUUGUGUCGGCCAUGAUCUGCGCUCUCUUCCUCGUCGAUGUCAUCGGUCGCAAGCGCGCUCUUUUGACCGGUAUUACUCUCCAAGCCAUCUCCAUGAUCUACGUUGCCGGCUUCCUUACUGCCGUGCCCCAGCUUGGCACUGAGAAGAACUUUGUUCUGCCCGAGAAUUUGAAGGGCGCUAGUCGAGGCGCAAUUGCCAUGAUCUAUAUUUCUGGCGCUGGUUGGGCCCUUGGCUGGAAUUCCAUGCAGUACCUGCUCACUGCUGAGCUGUACCCUCUACGUGUUCGUGCCUUGGCUACAUCAUGGGCUAUGACUCUUCACUUUGCAAACCAAUACGGCAACUCGCGUGCUGUGCCCGUCAUGCUGCUCAGCACUUCGCAGGGAGGAAUUUCACCAAAGGGUACUUUCUGGUGCUUUGCUGCAGUCACUCUUUUGGGCGGCGUUUGGGUGUGGUUCUCUGUGCCCGAAACUGGUGGCCGUUCGCUUGAGAGCAUGGAUCGCCUCUUCGACCUUCCAUGGUACAGGAUUGGUCUGCACGGCAACAAGGAUGCCGAGGAGAAGGACAUGGCUGUCGACGAGAAGCAGCGGGCUGCCGAGGAAGAGUUUGGAAAUGUCACCCAGAUUGAGGAGAAGGCAUAGAGGGCUUGACGCCGAUUUCGCUUUUCUCCGCAUAGACAAGGGUAUAGUCUAUCUAGCUACGAAUGUUACGAACAGUACAUACAAUGAACAAAUUGUUUUAAGCACAUGCUAUCCCU
Trichoderma virens Gv29-8 is the source of this 1881-nucleotide messenger RNA. RefSeq lists its product as uncharacterized. Gene Ontology annotation, cellular component: membrane. Gene Ontology annotation, molecular function: carbohydrate:proton symporter activity. The transcript has 3 exons. Bases 98 to 1765 code for a protein of 555 amino acids. NCBI's taxonomy places the organism in Eukaryota, Fungi, Ascomycota, Sordariomycetes, Hypocreales, Hypocreaceae. The record is from RefSeq and is a predicted model, not a curated record. Gene Ontology annotation, biological process: carbohydrate transport; transmembrane transport.